AUACAGAUUUAAAAAGUGUUGUCGCAAAAAGGGAAAUAAAAUAAAAAAAGUUUUUGUCUUUUCUUUAGUAUCCAUCCAGAAAACAAUGGCGACUGUUCCUGAAGCCGAAGAAUCGGGAUUGAGAAUGACGAGAACCGUUGUUGAAGAAGAUAACGAGCACGAGUUGAAGAAGCUAGCGACGUCAUUUCUAGGCCUGAGCUUCUCAGUGAUGCUAGCUCAUCUCCCUAGCGACGCGCUAUCUCUGGUUCCGCGACUGACGACGGAGGUCAGUGAGCUGAAACAACGGCUCGAGGCGGCGGAGGAGCAAGUCCGACAGAUGAAAUGUCGGCGCGUGGAGGACUCGAAAGCUAACGCGCGCGUGGUGGAGAUAUUCACUAGCCGCAGGAACGCGUGGCAGGAAGAGGAGAAGCGUCUGCAGAAUCGGAUUCACGAAAUGGAGGAAGAGAGAGAAGAGUUCAUGAACAGGAUACACGAAUUGGAGAGAGAAGUGGGGGAGAGGGAUGAGAUGAUUGGGUUCAUGUCAAGAAGAGGUAUUGAGGAAGAAGAAGAUGAUAAUUCCACUGAACGUUACGGUGUGGAUCAACACACUCUAUCUUCUUCCCCUACAGCUUAUCCAAGCUCUCAUCAGUUCUGGGCAGAGGCGCAUAACACGAACCCUUUCCAGGAUGUACAGUAUGAAUCUUUGGAAUCCGUGUACCAUAUGAAGCAAUUUGUGCCAAGAAGGGAAUCACCAUGGAAGAUAGAUAGUGAAGCAACAGGUGUUUCUGCGAAACUGAGGUUACUAGAAGAGGAGUUACUAAAUCUUGAGAAGGUUUGUCCUAGUGACAAUUCAAAGGUUCUAUCUUUGUUGAGCAAACAGGCUAAGAGGUACCAAGCUCUUGUCGGGAAGAUCGAUGAUCUAUGCAGAAGAAUGCAGAAUAGUGAUCCUUGCGAUGCGACAUUAGGACCCGAGUUCAGAACACAAAGUCAAACGGAGUUUCUGCUAGAGUGUUUCAGAUUUCAGCAGCGAGCAUCAGAGACAGGGCAGAAGCUAGUUGCAUUGCAGACAGAAAUCACAAGGAGCAACCAAGGAGAUCAACUUAACCAAGCCAAGAUGAACACCAGAAGGUCACUGGAUUUGAUCAAGAACAACUUGAAAGAAGUUCAGAGAAACCUCGAGAUUUGGCUGGCUAGGAUCAUUGGAGAUCUCGAAGGCAUUCUUGCUAGAGACGGUGCUUCGUGUGUAAGAGAAUUCUACGUUUCCCGUUACCCUUUUGUUCAGUAGAAUCAGAACAUCUCUGUACUGUAACCUCUCAAGUCUAACUCGCAGUU
Brassica oleracea var. oleracea is the source of this 1311-nucleotide messenger RNA. RefSeq lists its product as uncharacterized. NCBI's taxonomy places the organism in Eukaryota, Viridiplantae, Streptophyta, Magnoliopsida, Brassicales, Brassicaceae. The transcript has 4 exons. The record is from RefSeq and is a predicted model, not a curated record. Bases 86 to 1264 code for a protein of 392 amino acids.